Messenger RNA from Onthophagus taurus, 1225 nucleotides. RefSeq names its product lipase member H-A-like. The record is from RefSeq and is a predicted model, not a curated record. Lineage: Eukaryota; Metazoa; Arthropoda; Insecta; Coleoptera; Scarabaeidae. Gene Ontology annotation, biological process: lipid catabolic process. Gene Ontology annotation, molecular function: serine hydrolase activity; lipase activity.
CUGCAUGAUUGUUGGUUUAUUCUAUGUUAACGAAAAUGUUCAUUUGAAACAGUUUUACAGGUUUUAAAAAUCUAUUUGUGGUGUAACAACACGAGUAACGUAAGCAAAUUCCUUGUUACGUAGCUUCGUUACGUAUUCAACUUAUAUUUAUAACUAAAUAUUGCUAAGUUAAAUACUAUAUUAUGAAUAAAUCAUCAUCGCUUUAUGCUAGUAUUUUAAUAGUUUAUUGUUUUAUUUUAACGAAUUCCUACGUUUAUAAUGGUGAUAAGAAGUAUGAUUUUCUCCCCGGUGUUGAUUUUACAAUAGCAGAUGCCGAAAAAACAGACGUUCUAUACCACGUUUUUACAAAAAACGUGUCCGAAGGACAAUAUUUAACCGAAGAAACCGUUUCUGACUCAAUCUUAACUGUAAAUGUUCCAACAAAAAUUGUUAUUCACGGUUGGCUCUCUAAUGAAACAACUUAUUGGUAUGAACCGAUAAGAAAUGAAUACUUCAAAAAAUAUCCCGAUUGCAACGUAAUCUACAUCGAUUGGUCUAAAGCUGGAAGUAAAGAAUUUCAAAUAUCUGCGGCUAAUUCAAAACCAAUCGGCAAAUUUAUAGCGGAUUUUAUUAUAGCGGGAAAACUUCAUCUUGAGAGUGUACACGUAAUCGGACACAGUUUAGGUUCACACGUAGCUGGAUUUAUUGGAAAAUCAAUUUAUGAGAAAACCUCAAAAAAAUUAGGAAGAAUAACCGGAACAGAUCCUGGUGGUCCAAUGUUCCAAGCAUCAAACAUGACAUCCGAAUUCCGUUUGGCAGACACAGACGCCGAAUUUGUUGAUAUCAUUCAUACUGAUGUUGGAAAUUACGGAUUCGAAAAACCGAUUGGAAUGAUUGAUUAUUAUCCAAACGGUGGUUCUUCACAACCUGGUUGUCCACCUUUAGAAAUCGACGAUAACUGUAGCCACGCAAGGAGCAAUUUAUAUUUCAUAGAAUCAAUUAAUUCAAAUGAUUUUAUUGCUACAAGCUGUGAAUCUUGGGAGGAGUAUAAAGAAGGAAAUUGUGGAAAUGAUAGUAAAAACGUUACUUUUGGGGAAAAUGUUGAUUUUCAAGCUAGGGGGGUUUAUUAUUUUAUAACUAAUGAUAAUCCUCCAUUUGCACAAAUAGAAUAAAUUGUAAUGUAUAAUUUAGACUUAGUUAGAAAAUUCUUGUUUUUAAUGAUAGAGUAUAAAAAAAGUGUAUAAAA